Molecule: messenger RNA, 1203 nt
Organism: Cavia porcellus (domestic guinea pig)
Lineage: Eukaryota; Metazoa; Chordata; Mammalia; Rodentia; Caviidae
Product: olfactory receptor 52N4-like
Exons: 3
Coding region: 1-1203 (400 amino acids)
Biological process (GO): G protein-coupled receptor signaling pathway
Cellular component (GO): plasma membrane
Molecular function (GO): G protein-coupled receptor activity; olfactory receptor activity
Source: RefSeq, a predicted model, not a curated record
AUGACUGCAGCAAAGCUUGCGGCGGCCUUUGUAGCCGCGACAGCACAAGCUAAGGGUGCUUCCGGACCUAAGCGAGAUCGCGGUUCUCCAUUCAUGCAGUCAGGUUGUAAUGGAGAGGUUGGAGAAAUGGUCUGUUGGUCUAUGACCGCUGCCGUUCACAUCUCUGAUGGUGGAGGGGUCCAAGACCAGACAGUUAACCAAUGCUAUAAGGUGAUUAAUGAUCACACUAACAUAAUCUUGGCAAUGCUAAACCAAACAGAAUUGUCACCAUCUACAUUGAUUCUUAAUGGGAUUCCAGGGCUGGAGGACAUGCAUGUUUGGAUUUCCUUUCCAUUCUUCUCUAUGUAUGUCAUGGCCAUGGCUGGGAAUUGUGGACUGCUCUACCUCAUUCAUCAUGAAGACUCACUUCACAGGCCCAUGUACUAUUUCUUAGCUAUGCUUUCUGCAACUGAUCUGGUCAUGUGCUCUAGUACAAUCCCUAAGGCUCUUUGCAUCUUCUGGUUUCAUCUGAAGGAAAUUGGACUUGAUGAAUGUUUGACCCAAAUGUUCUUCAUCCACACUUUCACAGGGAUGGAGUCUGGGGUGCUCAUGCUCAUGGCCCUGGACCGCUAUGUGGCCAUCUGUUAUCCUCUGCGCUACUCAAACAUUCUCACCAAUCCUGUGAUUCUAAGGUCUGGUCUUGCCACCUUCCUGAGAGGAGUGUUGCUCGUUAUUCCUUUCACUUUCCUCACCAAGCGUCUGCCCUAUUGUAGAGGCAAUAUCAUCCCUCAUACCUACUGUGACCAUAUGUCUGUGGCCAAGUUGUCCUGUGGUGACAUCAGGGUCAAUGCUAUCUAUGGCCUGUUGGUUGCCCUCCUUAUUGGAGGCUUUGACAUUCUGUGCAUCACAGUCUCCUACACCAUGAUCCUGCGGGCAGUGGUCAGCCUCUCCUCAGCAGACGCUCGGCAGAAGGCCUUCGGCACCUGCACUGCCCACAUCUGUGCUAUAGUUUUCUCCUACAGUCCAGCUUUCUUCUCAUUUUUUUCUCAUCGAUUUGGACAUCACACAAUUCCUCCAUCUUGUCACAUCAUUGUGGCCAAUAUCUACCUGCUCUUGCCUCCCACCAUGAACCCUAUUGUCUAUGGAGUGAAAACAAAGCAGAUACGAGACUGCGUUGUAAUGAUUUUUUCAGGUGUUAAAGACGUCAAAUCUUACGACAUGUGA